Messenger RNA from Purpureocillium takamizusanense, 2205 nucleotides. RefSeq lists its product as uncharacterized. The record is from RefSeq and is a predicted model, not a curated record. Bases 348 to 1898 code for a protein of 516 amino acids. The transcript is spliced from 4 exons. Lineage: Eukaryota; Fungi; Ascomycota; Sordariomycetes; Hypocreales; Ophiocordycipitaceae.
CUCUUGUCUCCCUCCCCGCAAGCAGCCAACCGCAUCUCUUCGCCUUGGUGAUCUGAUCUGGUGACACUGCCAAGUACCACGAAAGUGAAGUAGCUGGUGCUUCCACUUCUCUCGUCUGCAAGGUUGCACGAUUCCCCAUUUACCGGCUGUGACGCCCUCGCACCGCCGCUAGUCCCUGGAGAUCAGCCCGGUUUGUGCCGAGGCGCCGGGCUGUCGUCUUGUGUGUUGUGCGUACAGUUGCUGCAUCCAUCCAUCCAUGGUCAAGUCGUCGUCGUCGACGACAACGACCAUCCCCGCCAGCCUCGUUGUUUGCGCGCAGCCGCUUGUUGCUGCAACCACCAUCCGACAUGCAGCAGCAGGCAUCGCCCUCACCACCACCAACACGGCUGCGCCGCCAUGCGGCUCGUGGAACGCGCCCCGGGAGCACCACCACUACCAAGAAGCCUUUCCCACUGCAGCUCCAGUCGCUUCCGCCGGUCCUGCGGCCCCUGGUUCGCGCCUACAUCCUGGGCUUCGCAUCGUCGGUGCUGCCACGACUCCUGACCGUCAUCCUCCAGCACCUCUCCCGUGCGAGGGCCAAGAAUGAAAACUGCCUCCCCGCCGAAAAGGACCACCGAAGCUUUGUCGACUCGGUCCUUCACGUCCUUCGCAUCGGCCUGGAACCGCAGCGCUUCCCCACGUUCUGCGCCGUCCUGGUCGGCGGCGCUACCGUCUUACAGGAGCCCCUGAAGAGAAUCGUCGCUCGAUGCGCUGCAGGUCUUGGCGAGACCGCCCGUUUAAGAACUGCGAGAUGGCUUGCUUCGUUCUUCGCCGCGUGGCUCAGCCUCAAGCUUCUUCAGUCGAAGCAGCAGGCGCCUCGGAAGAACUCGUCGGCGCCUUUCCGGCCGCCCAAGCCGACUGAUGAUGAUGCCGUCGCCCCUCAUCAGGGGAAACUUGCCGGUCGGACGCUCGACCUGACGCUCUUUGCCGCGACCCAGGCCGUCGACGUCAUCGUCGGCGAGCUGUGGUCCCGGCACAGGGCCCGGCGCACCGCUGCCCGAACAUGGACAAAGGCGGAGCAGUUCCUCUCCCAGAUGAUUGACCCCCUCUCCUUUGUCGCCUCGUGCGGGCUCAUCAUGUGGGCGUGGUUCUACGCCCCGGACAGCCUGCCGCGGGGAUACAACAAAUGGAUCACGUCGGCCGCCCACGUCGACCUGCGGCUCAUCGAGGCUCUCCGCCGCUUCAAGACCAAGGAACUUCGGUACCGCGAGGAGACGGGGCAGACCUCCCUCCUUGGGUCCAUGUGCGAACACUACGGGCUCCCGUACGAAUGGGGCGAUCCCACCAAGUUCGUGCCCUUCCCCUGCGACAUCGUGCACAUGGGCAGAGGCCCCUCGUGCGAGUACCACGCCUGGCGCCGCUUCUGGCUGUCGUGGAGGUGGUCCAUGUACACGUACCUGCCCCUGGCGCUGGCCCUCCAGCUGCGCAAGCCUACGCGCAGCAGCCCCUGGCUGGCGCUCAAGUCGGCCUGCCGCUCCUCGGCCUUCCUCGCCACCUACAUCACCCUCUUCUACUACGGCGUCUGCCUCGGCCGCACGCGCGUCGGCCCGCGCCUCGUCGGCACCGACACCGCCUGCCGCAACCGCAUCGACGGCGGCAUCUGCGUCGGCGUCGGCUGCUUCCUCUGCGGCUGGAGCGUCCUCAUCGAGACGGCCAGCCGCCGCAAGGACAUGGCCCUCUUCGUCGCCCCGCGCGCCAUGGCCACCCUCCUACCCCGUCGCUACCCCCUCGAACGCCAGUGGCGCGAGACGCUCGCCUUUGCCGUCAGCACCGCCGUCGUCUUCACCUGCGCCGCCGAGAACCCCAAGCGCGUCAGGGGCAUGAUGGGCGGUAUCCUCGGCCUGACGUUGGGACAGUGACGGGGCGCCAUUCCAGACGACUGUCGUUGCGGCAUCACGUUGAACCCUCCGCAGGGCCUCGUUGUACUAUACAUACACUACACAGUGAAGAGACUUUUUUGCGGUCAGCGAUCAGCUAAGGCGGCGCGGGGCGGGAGUCUCGAUUAGAACCGGAGACGCGUGGUGUGUGGCAGCUCACGCUCCUGCAUCCCGUUCACCUAAUGCAUAAUAAUACAACAUAAAUCAACAGUAGACAUGACUACGACUAAUAACACUGAAAUGUGCCAUCCCUCAAGUCUGCCAGCCAGUCUGCCGCAGUGUGUGAAAU